CGGCAGCAUGCCCAGCAAUCACUGCCUCGGCUAACACCAAGGCAACACCGCGCCGCCCUCCGGCCGGGAGGCGCCCGUCAGCAGCGCCCGCCUCGGCGGCGGAGCCGCGGUUCAUCCCCUCCCCGCGCUCCUCCCCGCGCUCCUCCCCGCCGCGUGUCUCUCCUCUUCGGCGGCAGCUUCGGCCGUGCGUUUCUCUCCCUUCUUUGCUCCCUAUUUCCCUGCCUCGCCUGUCGGGGCUAUGGCCGCUUCCGAUGCCGGUCGGCACCCGCAAAAUGAUGGCUGUCGAACUUUACCCUUGUCUAUGCAUGUUGGRUUUGAUAGUUUACCUGACCAACUGCUUAAGAAAUCCAUCAAGCAGGGCUUCUGCUUCAACAUUCUUUGCAUUGGGGAAACUGGAAUUGGGAAAUCAGCCUUGAUGAGCAGUUUGUUUAACACCAAUUUUGAGGACUCUCCAUCAACACAUUUUCUGCCAAGUGUACGACUUAGAGCCCAGAAUUUUGAAAUCCAGGAAAGUAAUGUUCUUUUGAAGCUGACCUUUGUAAAAACAGUGGGAUUUGGUGACCAGGUGAACAAAGCAGAUAGCUAUCUGCCAAUAGUGGAUUAUAUAGAUGCUCAAUUUGAAGCCUAUCUCGAGGAAGAACUGAAAGUUAUACGUUCUUUAUUUAGCUACCAUGAUACUCGCAUCCAUGUCUGCCUCUAUUUCAUUUCACCUACAGGCCGUUCCCUAAAAAACAUAGAUUUGUUAACUAUGAGAAGCCUAGACAGUAAGGUGAACAUUAUACCAGUUAUAGGCAAAGCAGACAGCAUUUCUAAAACUGAGCUACAAGAGUUCAAGAAGAAAAUAAUGACUGAAUUAGUUAGUAAUGGCAUCCAGAUAUACCAGUUUCCUACUGAUGAUGAAACCGUUUCUGAAAUGAAUACCAUCACAAAUGGUCAUUUGCCAUUUGCCGUGGUAGGAAGCAUGGAAAAGGUGAAAAUUGGAAACAAAAUGGUGAGAGCUCGUCAGUACCCUUGGGGUAUUGUAAAAGUGGAAAAUGAAAGCCACUGUGACACUGUAAAGCUUCGCAGGAUGCUUUGCACAAAUAUGGAAGACUUAAGAGAGAAGACUUGUGCAUAUUACGAGUUGUACAGACGCUGCAGACUGGAAAAGUUGGGUUGCAAAGAUGUUGGCCCUGAGAACGAGCCAGUCAGUCUGCAGGAAGUCUUUGAGGCAAAGAGGCUCGAGUUCUUCCUUGAAAUGGAAAGAAAAGAAGAGGAGAUUAAACAACGAUUUGUGCAGAGAGUGAAUGAGAAAGCAGCAAUGUUGGAAGAGGCAGAGCAGCAGGUACUGACUAAAUUUGAGCAUCUUAUGCUUAUGCAUCAAGAAGAGGAGCUGAAAUUAGAAGAAAAGAAAAAGCUUCUAGAAGAUGAAAUAGUUCAGUUUACUGAGAAGAAAGCUAUCACUGAAUUGAUUCAGUCACAAAUGUCUGUCUCUACCCGUAUUGUUAGUUUGAAGACACAAGAACUCCAAAAAAACCAAGAUUUUCAACUUGAAGUCCAGUGCUUUCAUGUCAGWGAUGAAGGAGCUAUGAAUGUUGGAGAACAGAGCGAGAGAGAGAGUGAGAAGGAGGAGUUAGAAAUUCACCCAGGGAAAUCCAGGCAUAGUAUUUGAUUGCAGCRCUCAGGUUUUGAAUGCAGGAUAUGUUAAUGGUUUUAUGAAGCAGUCUGACUGCUGUUGUCCCAUAUUAGAUGUGUCUUCCUAGUACAGAUUUUUGAGAGAAGAAAUUGAUAAAAUUGGCAGUAAAAAUACAUGAAGUGCAGAAUAUGACCCAAUAAAGAUUUUACUUCCUUCCCACCCACCCUUUCUUUCUUUCACCACUCUCAAAAGACAAACUUGAAUAAAUUGUGAAAAUUCAGAAAUACAUUCCAAAGUAGUCUCCAGAAUAGCUUGCCCAACUGAUUUAUAUAAAAACCAUUGAAUUAAAUACUCAUUAAAUUAAAUUKACUUAAAUGUUUCUCUCCUCCAAAYCCAGAAGUCAAUUAACUUUCUCRUUUUCUUUCCUGGUAGGUUACAAAUUUGCUGCAGAUAACAUUUCAUUAAUUAAUAACUUCCUGCAGUUGAAAACAAAUUUUUUUGGUUCUGAAUUUAUUUAUAAUUGCUAGAUUAUUAAGAACUUUAGAAGUUAGAUGAUAUCCACAGAACUUUGGAAGUUAGAUGAUAUCUACAGAUAUCAUCAAGCUUUGACAUUUUUGGGGUAUGUGCUAGAAGCCUAAUUUUGCCAAAAUUUAUUGCAAUUCAACUACUGUUACUAAAUUCCUUUUCCUAGAUUUCUUUUUUUAUGGAUUUACAUAUGAAAGUGGAAUUCUUGGUAACAGAAGUCAUUAUUUGCACUAUAUGAGUAACUCUCAACUUCAGAAUAUUUUUAGAUUUGUUUCCUCUGGUUUAGUUUUAUUUCUUCAAAGUAUGUUAACUUUAUAUGCUUGUUGUGGUUUUUCAGUUCCAGCUUUAUGUAAUACUGAUGACAGAAGACACAAUACUGAUAAUUUCUCUUGAGGRAGCAAUGAUUCAUAGUGUGCUUUUGAAGGUAUAGGAGUUUUAGUUUCUAACUAAAGUGGCAAAUAUCCCUUGAUGCUGCAUUCUGCAAAAGAAUAACUUUUAAGUAUGGUCUGUGCACAUGCGGUUGGUGAUUACUGUCAUUGUCUUCACAGGCUUUAUGUUACAGCUCUGCCUUGAUUCCUGUUUGCCUUUACAUAAAUUUGGUCAGCUGGCUUUAAUUUUAAAUGCAUUGUGCCAAAGAAGGUGUCCSUGCCAUAAACAGUUCCAUUCAGACUGUGAAUGGUGUAAUACAAAAGYAUUCAGUGAAUAUAUCCACUACAGGCUUCCUGAAGAGUACUUUUCAAAUGGUAUUGUUAGUCCAUUAAGUGGCAUUUAAUACAACUAUUGGCAUAGUUGGACCAUUUACUGAUUUUGCUGACAGAUUUUUGUUUACAGACUUUUAUGUACAAGCAGUGUUCUAAAUUUAAGAUACAGUUUUGUAAUCAAAAUUUAACRAGAUAUUUUUGCAGUCCUGUACUGUUGCAGGAUAGUUUAUCUGAUAUGACUAACUUAGUAUAUAAAGUACCUAUAUGUGAUGUUUGUGAGUA
Molecule: messenger RNA, 3123 nt
Organism: Malurus melanocephalus (red-backed fairy wren)
Lineage: Eukaryota; Metazoa; Chordata; Aves; Passeriformes; Maluridae
Gene: SEPTIN10
Product: septin 10
Biological process (GO): cytoskeleton-dependent cytokinesis
Cellular component (GO): septin complex; microtubule cytoskeleton; cell division site
Molecular function (GO): GTPase activity; molecular adaptor activity; GTP binding
Source: RefSeq, a predicted model, not a curated record